CUCUUUUACUCAUGGCCAUCACCAGAAUGAAACUCCGAAACCCCACUAGCCCAUCCGCAUUUUGGUUCUUGUUCCUCCAUGUCAUGCUUCUCCACUCUCUGAGCUUAUUGCAGCCGAAUUACAGUACAAUUGCAAGCGCGUUAGGAAAUCACACUGAUAGGAUUGCUUUGCUCAAAUUCAAAGAAUCGAUCUCCAACGAUCCACACGGAAUCCUGAACAUGUGGAAUGACUCCAUUCACUUCUGUAGCUGGCCUGGAAUCGCUUGCAGCCGCCGCCGUCAGAGGGUAACAACCCUGAACCUAAGCGACUAUGACUUGCGAGGAACCAUAUCACCUUAUGGUGGGAACCUCUCUUUCCUGAGGGCCCUUGACCUCACAAAUAACAACUUUCUCGGCGAAAUCCCAAAGCAAGUCGGUCGUUUGUUCCGCCUGCAAUAUCUCUAUUUGUAUGACAACAUGUUGGAAGGUAAAAUCCCCGUUAACUUAAGCUAUUGCUCGAAAGUUAGGGCGAUAAGUAUCGGCAAAAACAGACUUAUUGGAUUGAUUCCUCACGAGCUUGGAUCUUUGGCGGAGCUUCGUUUUCUUAAUCUUGAAAAAAACAAUCUCACAGGAGGUAUCCCACCUUCCUUGGGAAACAUUUCAUCACUUGGAAAGUUUUUUGUAGGCAAUAACAAUCUCUUUGGAAGUGUUCCUGACGAGUUAGGGACAUUGAAAAGCUUAACUAUUUUUUCAAUAGGGCCUAACUCCUUAUCUGGUACAUUCCCCCGGUCCUUUUACAAUAUAUCCGCCAUGGUGGAGAUCUCAAUCACAAAUAACCAAUUAGAAGGCACUCUUCCUCUCACAAUCGGCCUCACACUCUCUAAUCUCCAAAUUGUUUAUAUGGGCGGUAACAAAUUCUCUGGAAUGAUCCCUUCAUCAUUUUCCAAUGCUUCCCGGCUUCAACGCCUUCAAUUGGCUGAAAAUAAUUUUGUAGGCCAAGUUCCAUCAAGUUUAGGGGCUCUACGAGAAUUGCGGCAUCUUAGUUUGGGCGGCAAUAGCCUAGGCAGUUAUUUGCCAAACAGUUUGGAUUUCAUUACACCUUUGACAAAUUGUAGCCAGAUGGAACUAUUGGCCCUUAGUGUCAACAAGUUUAGAGGUGUUUUACCAUACUCUGUAGCAAAUUUCUCAAAACUCAACCGACUUUAUCUCGGAGGCAAUCAAAUAUCCAGUAAUAAUCUUUCCGCCAUAGAAAAUCUUGCCAAUUUAAUCAUGUUGAGCCUUGAAUCUAACCUUCUCACCGGUGUCAUCCCUACAUCUUUAGGGAAGCUAAAAAAUUUGCGGUUUUUGUCUUUGGGGAGGAACAUGCUAUCAGGAAAAAUCCCCUCAUCCAUAGGGAACCUUACCCAAUUGUUUAAUCUUGAUCUAUCACACAACAGGCUAGAAGGGAGUAUUCCCACGAAAAUUGCCAAUUGUCAUAAUCUGCAAUUCGUUGCCAUUUCAAACAAUAGAUUGACUGGAGAAAUACCCAAAGAAAUUUUUUUAUUUCUUUCUUCAUCCAUCCAGCUCAACUUGUCAAAAAACUUCUUGACUGGCAACCUACCAGCAGAAGUGGGCAAGCUAAGAAAUCUCAAUACACUCGACCUUUCUGAAAACAAUUUGACCGGUAAAAUCCCAGAAACCAUUGGUGAUUGUCAGGUUUUGGACUCCCUUUAUCUGCAAGGGAAUUUCUUUCAGGAAAUCCUGCCUACUACUUUGGCUUCUUUGAAAGGUGUUCGGUACUUGGAUUUUUCACGUAAUAACUUGACAGGAGAAAUUCCAAAGGAUUUACAGAAACUUCGUAUUCUGUUGUACUUGAAUCUUUCUUUUAAUGAUUUUGUGGGGGAAGUGCCACAUGAAGGUGUAUUUGAGAACAUAAGUGCUGUCUCAUUAGUUGGAAAUAGUAAGCUUUGUGGAGGUGUACCAAAGUUGCAUCUUCAAGCAUGCCCCAGAAAGAAGUCUGAAAAGAGGGAAAUCAAUGGCCUCAAACUAACAAUCGUAAUAGUUUUGGCGGUAGCAUUUUUCCUUCUCUCCACAAGUACUUGCAUUAUUUUGCAUUUAAGGAGAUCAUCUCAAAGGAAAACAAGUGUCGAAGACCCAAAACAGAGUGUUCUUUUGAAAAUUUCGUACGAGAAGCUUUUUCAAGCUACCAAUGGAUUCUCUCCGAGCAUGUUGAUUGGAAGUGGUAGCUUCGGCUCUGUAUAUAAAGGCAUUCUUGAUCAGAAAGAAAAUCCAAUUGCUGUGAAGGUUCUCAAUCUCCAGCAAAAAGGAGCUGACAAGAGUUUCAUUGCUGAAUGUAAUGCAUUACAAAGUGUUAGGCACCGAAAUCUUGUUAAGAUCUUGACUUGUUGCUCUAGCAUAGAUUACAACGGCAAUGAAUUCAAGGCUCUAGUCUUUGAGUAUAUGUCCAAUGGAAGCCUUGAUAAGUGGUUGCAUCCAAUGAAUAAUGAUGAAAACCACUCGACACGUUUGAACCUACUUCAAAGACUGAAUAUCGCAAUCGAUGUGGCUUCUGUAAUUCACUAUCUUCAUGAAGAUUGUGACCAGCCGAUCGUUCACUGUGACUUGAAGCCUAGCAAUGUUCUUCUUGACAAUGAAAUGGUUGCCCAUGUAACUGAUUUCGGAUUAGCAAGGUUGAUCUCAAACACAACCAGCUUCUCGAAUGCUCAAACUAGCACAACUGGAAUGAAGGGAACAAUUGGCUAUGUCGCUCGAGAGUAUGGAAUGGGUGGAGGGCCAUCAAGAGAGGGUGAUGUAUAUAGUUAUGGCAUCCUUGUAUUGGAGAUGUUCACUGGAAAGAGACCCACCGAUGAAAUGUUCAAAGAUGAUUACAAUCUUCGAAACUUCGUUAGGACAGCCUUGCCAGAAAGACUUGUGGAAAUAGUGGACUCUUCUCUUUUCGCUAUAGAAGCAGAACAAAAUGCAAUGAUGAAAAGAGAAUUAGAUGCAAGGAAAAACGACAACAACAAUAUGGGAGGCAUGGAGAUAGAGAUUGAAGAAGGGUUAGGAAAUCAGAUCAGCAAUCAUCUGCAUAAUUGCUUGGUUUCAGUGUUGGAGAUUGGAAUUUCAUGUUCAAAAGAAUCCCCAAACGAAAGAAUGAACAUGGGAGAUGUUAUCCGGGAGCUACAAGAUAUCAGAAAUGCUUAUAUUAGCUUUGAGAACAGAGGUCAAAGACAAGGAGGAACCAAAUAAAAUAUAUCAGGUGCUGGAAACAUGUUCAACGAAAUCAAAUGGUCAUGGUCAAGAUUUUCUCUUGUGGCAAACUUUCGAGAAUAAAUAGGCUUUGGCGUCUGUACUUGCACAAACUGUUGCGCUGAAAAUUUUUAGUUUCUUCUAUUGUAUAAUCUAAGGGAUCUUAAUUUAUUCCAUUAA
Morus notabilis is the source of this 3386-nucleotide messenger RNA. RefSeq names its product probable LRR receptor-like serine/threonine-protein kinase At3g47570. NCBI's taxonomy places the organism in Eukaryota, Viridiplantae, Streptophyta, Magnoliopsida, Rosales, Moraceae. The coding region runs from base 12 to 3206 and encodes 1064 amino acids. The record is from RefSeq and is a predicted model, not a curated record. Gene Ontology annotation, molecular function: protein kinase activity; protein binding; ATP binding. Gene Ontology annotation, biological process: protein phosphorylation. Gene Ontology annotation, cellular component: plasma membrane. The transcript has 3 exons.